Olea europaea var. sylvestris is the source of this 1816-nucleotide messenger RNA. Its product is annotated as ent-copalyl diphosphate synthase, chloroplastic-like. Gene Ontology annotation, biological process: gibberellin biosynthetic process. NCBI's taxonomy places the organism in Eukaryota, Viridiplantae, Streptophyta, Magnoliopsida, Lamiales, Oleaceae. Gene Ontology annotation, molecular function: magnesium ion binding; terpene synthase activity. The coding region runs from base 102 to 1571 and encodes 489 amino acids. Gene Ontology annotation, cellular component: chloroplast. The record is from RefSeq and is a predicted model, not a curated record. The transcript is spliced from 9 exons.
GAAUCUAUUGGGAAGUUGUUUCUGUCUGUUUCCUUUCCCUCGCUCUCCAUUUAAACCCCCUAUCACUUUUACCCUUCUCGUGACCCACCUUGUAAAACAACAUGUCAAUUUUAUUAACUUCUUCUUCAAUCUUUAUUCUCCGAUCACCCACCACCACCACUGCAGCGCCGCUACAUAUUCCUGCCACUUCUCCUUCAUAUUCCACCACCAGUUCUGGUUUAUGGUCCUCCUGGAAACAGGUUACAUCUACAUCACUUCUCCAAUGCAAAGCUGUAUCCAAACAUAGUACCCAAGGAUACAUAGUGCUUCAAAAUGGUUUGCCAGUGAUAAAAUGGCCAGAAAUUCUGGAGGAUGACACAGAAAAAGAUCAUCUAAAGGAGACAACAACAGAGGAAAGGAUAAGGGAACUUGUGGAAUCAAUACGAUGGAUGUUGUGUUCAAUGGAAGAUGGAGAAAUAAGUGUAUCGGCUUACGACACGGCUUGGGUGGCACUGGUGGAAGAUAUUGGUGGAAGUGGUGCUCCCCAAUUCCCUAGGAGCCUUGAUUGGAUUGUGAACCACCAGCUCGAUGAUGGCUCAUGGGGUGACAUGGCCACCUUUACUGCUCAUGACAGGAUAAUUAACACAUUAGCAUGUGUUGUUGCAUUGAGAUCAUGGAACAUGCACCCUGACAAAAGUGAAAAAGGGAUAAAAUUUAUCAGAGAAAAUAUGGACAAGCUUGAAGAUGAAAAUGCUGAGCAUAUGCCUAUUGGGUUCGAAUUGGCAUUUCCAUCACUUACAGAAAUAGCCAGAAGGCUGGAAAUUGAUAUACCAUAUGAAUCUCCAGUCUUGAAAGAAAUCUACGCCAGAAGAAAUUUAAAACUCACAAGGAUACCAAAAGACACAAUGAACAAGGUGCCUACAACAAUACUCCAUAGCCUGGAAGGAAUGCCAGACUUGGAGUGGCAAAAGCUAUUAAAAUUACAGUCAUCAGAUGGGUCAUUUCUGUUCUCACCAUCCUCCACUGCCUUUGCACUCCAGCAGACCAAAGAUGAUAAUUGCCUCAAAUAUCUAACAAAUGCUGUCAGAAAAUUUAAUGGGGGAGUUCCCAAUGUCUAUCCUGUCGACUUGUUCGAGCACAUUUGGGCUGUUGACCGGUUGCAACGACUAGGAAUUUCUCGGUUUUUCCAGAAAGAAAUUGAGGGAUGUGUGGACUAUGUUCACAGGUAUUGGACAAAUAAAGGAAUCUGCUGGGCAAGAAAUUCUGAAGUUCAAGACAUUGAUGACACCGCAAUGGGUUUCAGACUUCUGAGGUUGCACGGAUACGAAGUUUCUGCAGAUGUCUUCAAUCACUUCGAGAAAGAUGGAGAGUUCUUCUGUUUUGUUGGACAGUCGAAUCAGGCCGUUACAGGAAUGUAUAAUCUGUAUAGGGCUUCUCAGGUGAUGUUUCCAGGAGAAAACAUACUUGCAGAAGCAAAGCAAUUCUCAGCCAAUUUUUUGCAAGAAAAAAGAGCCAACAAUGAGCUGCUGGAUAAAUGGAUUAUAACCAAAGACCUACCAGGAGAGGUAAAUACCUUUAAGUUGGCUGAUUAGUGUUUCUAUGGAUUUUGUAGAAUGUAAGAUAAAGAAGUUUAGCCCCCGUUUGUCAUCUACUUUACAUUCUUUUCCAUUAUUUUUUUUAGAAGUAUUCUUCUUAUAUAAUCGGGGUCGAGGUUGACAAUGUACUCACAGGAGGGGGGUCCAAGAAUUUUUUAUUCAGCGUGAGCUCCUUUGUCAACCGAGGUUGUCAACCCUGACUGUACACAUAACACAAUUGUUUUUUUAUAGUACUCAAUUUU